AUGCUCCGCUCGACGACUCUCGGAGUGCACGCUCUCGCCCGCCAGGCCCCCUCACACGUCGCGCGCGACACUGGCAAGAACAUCGCUCGCCGACUUCACUCCUCCCGACCUCCGCGCACGACCCACUCGCUGGCCUCGGAUGCGACUAAGGCGGCGCAGAACCCCUUCGGGAAGACCGCCAACUCGAACCGACGGAUCGCCCUGGCCGCCGGCGCCGCUGUCGUCGCUGGAGGUGCACUUCUCGCCUCGUCAGGUUCUUCCGACGACACUCCCCUUAUCCCUGCGCACCUGAACCCGAACGACCCUCUCUCCGCCCUCGACCCAUCUGUCCUCGCACGCACGACCGCCCACCUGACCGCCGCCAACUUGUCCGACCUCGUUCGUCAAUGGGUCGUCUACGCGGUUUCGGAGCAGUCGAUGCUCGUCGAGAUGGGACCGUGGAUGCUCGGCAAGCUGCAGUGGGCGAACGACAACAUCCCUCUCCUCGGCCCUGCCGUCUGGGCGGUCUUUGCCUUCGGCAUGGACCACACCUUUUACAAGGUCUUUGUCGGUGGCGAGUCUGUGCCAGGAUGCGCAGAGACUGUCAAGCAGUAUGCAGAGCGCGGCAUUGGCGUGAUGCUCAACUACAGCGCAGAAGCGCCUCUCGGGUCUGCCAAGUCGGGCGGAGGAAUCGACCAGGCCGCGCUGAACGAGAUCACGACCGCCGUCGCCGAGGCAGCUCGCCUCGCGCCUUCGCCCGCUCCCUCUGCUCCCGCCUCGUCUAUCAAGCCCUCUCUCCUCGCCAUCAAGCUCUCUGGGUUGAUCUACGACGCCUCCAUCCUCGCGCGCGCCUCGACGGCACUCACGAGCAGCACGACGGUCGCCCGAGGCGGCCGCCUUCCCUCGUCCAUCCCCUUCCCCGACGCUCCCGAGCUCACAGCCGAGGACCACGAGCUCCUCGACAAGCUCUUUGACGGCCUGCGCAAGGUCGCGUCCGAAGCUCGCACGCACGGCGUCCGUCUCCUCGUCGACGCAGAGCAGAGUUGGUUCCAGCCUGCCAUCGACCGCUUUUGCGACCUCCUCAGCGAGGAGUUCAAUCGCUUCGACUCGCCCUCCGCCGCACCGAUCGUCUACAACACCUACCAGUGCUACCGCCGCGACACGCCCGACAAGAUCGCUGCCGCACUCGAGCACGCCGAUGCGAACGGGUACGCAUUCGGUGCCAAGCUCGUUCGCGGCGCGUACCAGGAGUCAGAGCGGAAGCGGCAUCAGGGUACGCCGGCGUUUGAGGCGGGCGAGCCGUGCGUCGUGUGGGACUCGAAGGCCGAGACGGACAAGUGCUACGACGAGUGCGCCGCCUUGCUCGAAAAGCGUCUCGUCGAGAACCUCAAGAAGGAAGGGUCGUCAGCUGGCGUUGGCGUCUGUCUUGCGAGUCACAACGGGACGAGCAUGAAGCGGUUCCUCGAGGCGUUGCGGGAAGACGGUCUUGCGAAGGAGAUGGACGGCGGGCUCGAGGUCGACGAGCGGUUGCGCGGCCGCGUCGCUUUCGGCCAGCUCAUGGGCAUGUCCGACAACCUGACCAUCACGCUCGUCAACCUCCUCCGCCCUCCGCCGUCCUCCGCAGACCCCUCCCUCCUCCCUCUCGUCGUCAAAUACACCCCCUACGCAAACCUCGAACAAGGCCUGCCGUACCUCAUCCGCCGGGCAAACGAGAACCAGAGUAUCCUCAAGGGGGACCCGACGAGCGGGCGUGGCGGAGCGAGGGAGGAAAGGAGGGCGGUCGCGAAGGAGAUUCGAAGGAGGAUGGGGUUGUCGUUCUGA
Rhodotorula toruloides NP11 is the source of this 1800-nucleotide messenger RNA. RefSeq names its product proline dehydrogenase. Lineage: Eukaryota; Fungi; Basidiomycota; Microbotryomycetes; Sporidiobolales; Sporidiobolaceae. Bases 1 to 1800 code for a protein of 599 amino acids. Gene Ontology annotation, cellular component: mitochondrion. The record is from RefSeq and is a predicted model, not a curated record. Gene Ontology annotation, molecular function: proline dehydrogenase activity; FAD binding. The transcript has 4 exons.